UUAGUUUUAACUGAUUCACACAGGCGGUUUGGCAGAAGAUUUUUACUUGCCUUUCCUGACACGACCAUGUAUUUUCAAGGCACAGUGAGACCCAGAUAAACUGGAGUGUGAUGGGUCUUGACUCACUGGAUUUUUUUGUUUUUGCUCAUUACCUGGCAGUCCUACACCCAGCCGCUGGGAUCUUAAAAAUAAUAUAAAAGGUUAUUGAAACAGGAUUGUACAGACAUUUAUUUUUGGUGCAAAAUCCUAAUUUUGACAUUGAAAGUAGGAAUUUGCCUUUCUACCUCCUGUUGUCUUAAGGCACUGUAACAUUUAGUUUGCAUCAAACUGAAGGUCCAGGCUUGGUUGGAAUUAGAAAGCAUAUAUUUCAAAAGUAUUUGAUUAUAAAACUCAAGAUUUGCAAUUAUAUGACCUUAAAAAAGCUUCCACAUUAAGUUGCAAUAGCAAUUGGUAGCAUAUGGAUGAAGUGAUCACUUUUUUCCAAGUUUGCCUUUUGCUGUUUGUGAGUAGCAGCAUCUGUAAAGUCUGGAAAAACAGGGAAACAAUUGAAUAAUCAAACCAAUCAGCUUCAAACAUUUUUGUCUUAUCAAAAUUAGGAGUCAGGUCAUAAUAUUUCACUUCACUUUUGGAUUGUUACAUUUUAACAUUAUGAAUGAGAACUUUUUGAACAUCUGUCACAUACCUUUACAGAAAAGAGUAUGGCAAUGUUAAAUCCCAGGUCCUCUGUCGGAACGUCUACGGAUCAGCCCCACCCAACUGCUUUCCUACGCUUUCUUCACGUUAAACAUAGUUUCUGUCUCGGUUCCCCUUAUUUUGUUUUAUUUUAUUAUUUUUUCAAGGUUAAUUUGACAGGUAUAUCGGACCUCACAUGUAGGCGCGGUUCUUCCGCGUUAACAGGUGAGGCUGCAGUGCAACGGCUCUUAUUGUGAAGGAGCACCGGAUGCAGUGCGCUCGCGGCCGCGAAUUUGUCGCGUGUCUGGCAGAGACUGCGGGUGCAGCGGUUCGGUCCACAUGCUGGACGGUUCCAGACAGAUCCGGAGCGGACUAUAGAAGCCGCGCGGAACAUGGCUGAGAGGCUGGAGUGGGUGGAGAUCAUCGAGCCGCGCACACGGGAGCGCAUGUACGCCAACCUGCUGACGGGGGAGUGCGUGUGGGACCCCCCUCAGGGAGUGUGCAUCAAGCGGACCGGUGAAAACCAGUGGUGGGAACUGUUUGACCCCAACACCUCCCGCUUCUACUACUACAACGCCUCGAGCCAGCGGACGGUGUGGCACCGCCCCCAGGGCUGCGACAUCAUCCCGCUGGCUAAGCUGCAGACUCUAAAGCAGCACACGGAUGGUGGCAACCCCCGCCCCCCAGGAGGGGGCAAGGCGUCUGCGGACAACAGCCCAGGACGGAACAGCCGGGAGGGAAGCACCUCCUCUUCUGUAGACCAAGAUGCCUCUGAGAAGCAGGCCAGCAGGGAGGAGGCAGACAGGACAUCUCCCUUUAGGUGGAACACUGGGACGAAGGAGCGCAUGCUGAUCAAAGUGACGGACAGAGAGCCCAGCUUCCUGGCUCAUCAGGGAAAUGGUUACUCUCCUUGUGAAUCCCCAACCCCAGGGGUCCCAUUCGGAGGGGGCACCGCCUCACGGACACGUCGUUCCUCAGGAGGGGUCCAGUCCUCAGACCCUGAGGGCUCGCCUGUUCUUUAUGCCGACCGCCGUCAGUCGCCAUUUUUGAAGCGAGCGGAGAUGGCCUGCACCUCCUCUCACCGACAUCCCUCAACUGACUCCCAGCCGCCUUCGCCCCGCUACGCCUUUGAGCCUCCACUGUACGAAGAGCCCCCCUCUGAGUACCAGCCCCCUCCCAUCUAUGAAGAGCCUCCCACGGACAUGCACCUUCCCGACUCUGGCUCCUUUUACUGCUCUGGAAAGUCACCCGCACGCAAGUCCUCUGCCCCCCUAUACCAUUCCCCUAAACAGAACCAGUCCCCUUACGGGCAGCUGGUUCUGACCCGGCAGAAGUGUCCAGAGAAGACUCAGAGUCUGGAGUACAGUCCUGUAGGGAAGGAGUAUGUGAAGCAGCUGGUAUACGUGGAGCAGUCGUCCUCCAGCCCCCGCUUCAAGACCACAGACCGCUUGAUGCGAUAUGGCACUACAGGGGGCUUUGGCGCCUCUUACGGGGGGUCCUAUACACUGCAGCACAGCCAGUCUCUGAUCCGAGACCCUCGUCUUCUUUUAGACUACACUGGGGAGGGAGGAGAAGGGGGCCAGAGGUUGCUGUACGAGGACUCUCUCUCCUGGACGUCAAACCAGACGCACUCUCUGUCAUCAGCCGGCACCUUCUCCCCCAGCAGCAACCGCAAACGCAAAAGUCGCAAGCCGUCCCUUCCCCAAGAGCUGGGCCGCUGCGGGGAGGGGGAGCUCGCGGGCACGGCCUCAGAGGCCAUGCUCACUCAGGCCAGGCUCGCCUGGGAGGCCCAGCAAGUGAUGAAGCAGAGGUGCAGCUGGGACUCCGGUCACGGAGACAGCGGGAACCAAGGUGGGGGCUCCAAGGACGGCUAUGAGAGCGACGGGGCGGUGCCACUGCCAUUACCCGGCCCCGUGGUCAGGGCUUUCAGUGAGGAUGAGGCACUGGCGCAGAGCGACGUCCAUCACUGGAAACGCAGCACCUUUGACCGGCUGGGCUUUCCUCAGGCCCUGCUGGAGAAGAGCCUGUCUGUCCAGACCAGCCUGGCUUCACCUGAGCCAUAUCUCCAUCCCUCACAGUCUGAGGACCUUGGGGCCUGUGCUCAGUUUGAAGCCAGUCGCAACGCCAGGAACAUGAUGCCGAGCGCCAGCUGUGGCAUUUUCCCAGAGUUCAGCCUGAGGAAGCCCUCCUCCGAGACGGACAUCGAGAACUGGGCGUCUAAACACUUCAACAAACACACGCAGGGUCUGUUCAGAAGGAAGGUUUCCAUCGCCAACAUGCUGGCGUGGAGCAGUGAACCUAUCAAGAAGCCCAUGAUCGUGACGUCGGAUCGCACCGUGAAGAAAGAGGCGGUGGAGAUCUUCAAGCUCGUCCAGACUUUCAUGGGGGACCGCCGCUCCAAGGCUGACCCCCUUGCUGUGGCGCUGGAGGUGGUUGUCCGGGGGUGGAGCAACCAGGGUCUGCGUGAUGAGCUCUACAUCCAACUGUGCCGUCAGACCACGGAGAACUUCAGGUACGACAGCCUCGAGCGCGGCUGGGAGCUGAUGGCCAUCUGCUUGGCCUUCUUUCCACCAACACCCCGCUUCCACGCCUACCUGGAGGGCUACAUCUGCAGACACAUGGACCCCCUGAACGACACAAAAGGAGUGGCCAUUAGCAGCUAUGCCAAACACUGCUACAGGAAGCUGAUGAAGGCGGCUCUGACUGGAGCCAAGAAGGGUCUGCAGAAACCCAGUCUGGAGGAGAUCAGGCAUGCCAGGAACGCCAUUUUCCACCCCUCCAUGUUUGGCUCUUCUCUGGAAGAGGUGAUGGCGUUGCAGAAAGAUCGGUACCCAGACCACCAGCUGCCAUGGGUGCAAACCCGGCUCUCUGAGGAGGUUCUAGGUCUCAAUGGGGAUCAAACAGAGGGCAUCUUCAGGGUUCCAGGAGACAUAGAUGAGGUCAAUGCCCUUAAGCUGCAGGUGGACCAGUGGAAGAUCCCCACUGGGCUGGAGGACCCCCACAUUCCAGCAUCUUUGCUCAAGCUGUGGUACCGUGAACUGGAGGAGCCGCUGAUCCCACACGAGUUCUACAAUGAGUGUAUCCGCCACUACGACAACCCAGAGGCGGCCGUCAACGUGGUGCUGGGUUUGCCUCACAUCAACAAGCUGGUGCUCUGCUACCUCAUCCGCUUCCUGCAGGUGUUUGCACAGCCUGCCAAUGUGGCCAUCACCAAGAUGGACGUGAAUAACCUGGCCAUGGUCAUGGCCCCCAACUGCUUGCGCUGCCAGUCCGACGACCCCCGGGUCAUCUUUGAGAACACCCGCAAGGAGAUGUCCUUCAUCCGGGUGCUGAUCCAGCGGCUGGACACCAGUUUCAUGGACGGGAUCCUAUAGCCCGGAUCCAACUGACCCCCUGCUGGAGGGAUCGAAAACUGCCUCCACCUGUUUCCUGCCAGUUUAACUUAACUGUGUUUGUCUUGUGUGGGUGUGGUCACCGUUAGUGUGGGCGUGGUCAUCAGCCGUGUGCCUUUAGGAACUGACGCAGCGCACGCGCUCAGUUGAUCAGCAGACCUCCUUUAUCUCCACGAUACGUUUUUUAAGACAUUCUGCCAUGUGCACUCCCGCCGUGCACGGCGCCUCAUGUACAGCAUCACGAUUGAAUGAACACAGCGCAUGUUUAGUCUGAGUCACGUGUGCACCCUGUGGCCCCUAGGAGCCCCGUUGGGCUCCCACGAAGGAGUAUUCAUUGAUGUGCACAUCU
This is a messenger RNA of Oryzias latipes (Japanese medaka), 4413 nucleotides long. It is a transcript of the gene arhgap39, whose product is annotated as Rho GTPase activating protein 39. The record is from RefSeq and is a predicted model, not a curated record. Gene Ontology annotation, molecular function: GTPase activator activity; protein binding. Lineage: Eukaryota; Metazoa; Chordata; Actinopteri; Beloniformes; Adrianichthyidae. Gene Ontology annotation, biological process: signal transduction. Gene Ontology annotation, cellular component: cytoplasm; cytoskeleton.